This is a messenger RNA of Funneliformis mosseae, 153 nucleotides long. NCBI's taxonomy places the organism in Eukaryota, Fungi, Glomeromycota, Glomeromycetes, Glomerales, Glomeraceae. The record is from the annotation of a GenBank genome assembly.
AGAUUUACCCGAGACGAUCCAGAUUCAGAUUUUAAAAGUUGGGAGUUGCAAAGUUUUUCUUUAAUAUGGAAGAGUUAUAGGAGAAUUAUAAUACUCCAAAAUAUCGUUGUUGACCCAUAUCACAUUGAAGAAAGGCCAAUUGAAGUUAAUUGA